Messenger RNA from Drosophila takahashii, 1780 nucleotides. Its product is annotated as sialin. The record is from RefSeq and is a predicted model, not a curated record. Lineage: Eukaryota; Metazoa; Arthropoda; Insecta; Diptera; Drosophilidae. Gene Ontology annotation, molecular function: transmembrane transporter activity. Gene Ontology annotation, biological process: monoatomic anion transport; transmembrane transport. Gene Ontology annotation, cellular component: plasma membrane.
UCUUGUUUACAGUUGCCAGAUAAAUUCUCCAUAUUGCGGCGAGAGGGCGACGAUAAACUAGCCGCCAAAUCGUGACAAAUGGCAAAUAAUUUCGCGUUGUAACAUCUCCAACCGAUCGACAGGCGUUUGCAUUGCAGUUGCAUCGCCGACGAAAUGCCAAUCAGUCGCUCCAUAACUCGGGUUACGCUUUGUUUAAUUCUCAAAUUAGUGUUUUGUGUACAUGUUUGAAAGAGUUGUUUAAUAUUUUGGCACCAUGGGCAGCCAGUCGUGGACUCUGCCCCGCCUUUCGCAAUCGAGUGUGUCCACCCACAGGCUCCUGGGCUCCGUGCGAUUGACUUACGCGAUAUGCGCCUUUUUGGCCACUUGUCUGCAUGCUGCCAUGCGGAAUAUGCUCGGCAUGAUUAUCCUCAAAAUGGUUAUGCCACGGCCGGAUGAUGCCCUGGAAAUUCCACAGGAGAUGGCUGGACUGCCGGAUACCAAUAUCACCUCGGUGGGGCGAUGUGGAUAUCCUCGGAUGGUUCCCAACCCGCUGAUCCGAGAGACUCAGUCGGGUGACUUACCAUGGACUCGAAACCAGGAGCUGACUUUUCCGGGAGUUUACUACUAUGGCUAUGUGGUUUCCAUCUCCUUGUCCGGCUAUCUGGCAGAUCGGUGCAGUAGCAAGGUGUUGUUCAUCGUGUCGCUGAUCUUUGAGGCAGUGGCCUACGUUCUGCUCCCAGCGAUGGCCCAUUUCAGCUUCGAAGCAGCGGUUGUUGAUCUGGUCAUUUGCGGCUUGCUAGCGGGCUGCGGAAAUCCGGCGAUGUACAAACUUUUUGUCACCUGGGCUCAUCCCACCGAGCGAACGGCGCUCCUGUCCUUCGCCUAUAGUGGACUUCUAAUGGGCUCCAUGUUGGUUUACCCGGUGGCCAGUUACCUGAGCAACUUUGGCUGGGAGCUGUCCUUCUAUGUCGUCGGUGGGGUUACGUUUUUCUUUGGUAUCGCUUGCUGCUUUCUCAUAUACGACACUAUGGAGCAGCAUCCUCGCAUCUCGGAUGAGGAGGUGGAUUACCUGCUGCUAGGAAGGAGUGAUUUAGGGAUUCGAGAACAGCAGGUAGUGAGGGUUCCCUGGAAGAGACUGUUGACUGCUUCGCCCGCAUAUGCCUUCGUCCUGACCCACGUCUUUCAUACCUACACCUUCCUGGUGAUAGUUCUUCUGAUGCCCCGAUUUAUGCGCGAGGCCAUGCAGUUCGAUCUGCGGGAGGUGGGCUUCCUCUCGGCGGCUCCGUAUCUGGGCGGGAUCUGUUCCAAAGCCCUGUGCAUCCUGGGUGGCAGCUACGUUGAACGACGCGUGGGUCCUGAUCAGAACUUUAUGCGAAGAAUGCUGUACAGGAUCUGCAGCAUUCUGACAUCGUGCUUUAUUGGAAUCAUCAUCAUGGCUGAUUGUGGCGACAAAAUAAUGGUCCUUUUGAUGUUUGCCUUCAUGAUGGCCUCCACGGAUAUGGGUUUCAGUGGCUACUGGCCCACGCUGCUCUACUUUGCACCCUCUUUCGCAGGAUUACUCUCAGGAUUGGCCAAUGGAAUGGCCCAUCUCUCCGGUUUCCUGGCGCCUCAUCUCGUUGCCGCCUUGGUGCACACCGGCAGCAAAAGUGAGUGGAAUGUGGUGAUGAUCACGCUGAUUGCCUUUAAUACGAUGGCCAUGUUGGUAUUUGGAUUCUGCAGUAGUACCAACUUGCAGCCAUGGGAUCCUCGCAGCGAAAAGGGGAAAACUAGGCCUAAGCCAGCAAAAGCAGUAAAUAGUUAG